Striga asiatica is the source of this 972-nucleotide messenger RNA. Lineage: Eukaryota; Viridiplantae; Streptophyta; Magnoliopsida; Lamiales; Orobanchaceae. The record is from the annotation of a GenBank genome assembly.
AAUAUAUCCGUGGAUAUUUUUGUCUGCAACAAAAAAAACCUAAGUUGUACUAGCUGAAAACCAGUCGACGAUAGAAAAUGGAGAUGUCCACCGAAUUUGAACGCAUUCUUUAUUUCGAGCAUACUCGCAGGACUGCAGAAGCUACAUAUGCUAAAAACCCUCUGGACGCUGAUCUAGAGGAGGCAGUAGUUGUUAACCCUGCAAAGCAUGAUGCUCUAUGGAAUCUUGGAAAUGCAUAUACAUCGAGUGCAUUUAUGAUUCCAGACCUUGACGAAGCUAAAGUUUCCUUUGAUAAGGCAGCCCAGUGCUAUGAGCAAGCAUCAGCAUUGGAACCAAAAAAUGAUCUUUAUAAGAAAUCAUUGGAAGUAUCUGCCAAGGCUCCCCAGCUACACGAGGAGUUUCACAAGCAUGCUCAGCUGCAGGCUAUGGGACCCGACCCUUCAUCAUCUACCAGCACGAGGCAGCAAAGUGUUAAGAAGAGCAAAAGUAGUGACCUCAAGUAUGACAUAUGUGGGUGGAUUAUCCUUGCUGUCGGCAUUGUUGCGUGGGUUGGAUUCGCAAAAGCUAACAUGCCUCCACCACCCCCUCCGAGAUAAAUAUGGUCGAGUGUUUGUUUCGUACUGGCUGAGUAGAUGGGAGUUUCAAGAACAGUUUUUGCCUCAUUUAUUUUAUUUUACUUUUAUCGUUUCCAUGAGGUGCCUAAUACAUGCUACUUUAAGAGGGCAUUUUGUAAUAUUGUUUGCAGUAUGUGAUGAAAGUUCUUUCUACAAGUCUUGUUUUGAUUUGCAUGAGGUAAUAACUCCUUGCAAUCAUUAGAUAUUGCAGCGUGGAGAUCCUUCGUAUUUCCUAGCACUCUUGAAAUAUUGGGUUUUGCAUUCUUAGACGUACUGCAAUGCUAGUGAAUUUUGUGGGUUACCCAAGCCUUUCAAUGGCUAAAAUCACUUGAAACGGCUUAUGAAACCAUAAGCCAAA